Messenger RNA from Bactrocera oleae (olive fruit fly), 4915 nucleotides. RefSeq lists its product as uncharacterized. Gene Ontology annotation, biological process: cilium assembly. Gene Ontology annotation, molecular function: microtubule binding. Gene Ontology annotation, cellular component: cilium; microtubule. Lineage: Eukaryota; Metazoa; Arthropoda; Insecta; Diptera; Tephritidae. The record is from RefSeq and is a predicted model, not a curated record.
AUGAUAACUGGCGCCGAGGGUAGGCAAACGCACACACUGUUGGACUUAAAGAAGCAGCAAUGGGCGAAGGAGCGUGAGGAAAUCGCCCGCAUGGACGAGCUUAUCUCUUCCUCCCACCAUCAUCAGCACUCAACUAUGGCAUCGUCGCAUCAUUCGCACAAAAUCGAACGCACCUCCAUACGCACCUACUAUUCGAAUAUGGAUGUGAGUAAACAGCGCAGCUCGCGUCAGCAAUUAUUCCAACAACAGCAACAGCAACCACUACAACCGUACGCACCAGAACUGUUGCCACGUUAUGCGCAACACAACGUCAAUCCCUACGCCGUGCCGCUGACACAAAGCAAUAUGCCAGUGCAACAUGUUGCACGACAGCAACAACAAAUUUUACGCGGUGGCAACAACUAUGACUAUGAACUCGAUCGAUACGUAGAUGUGGUCAAUGAUGAGCUGGGCGUUGAUGGUGAUUAUGAAGAUGACGAUUGUGGCUACCAACGCAUGCGACCGCUGGCACGACGUGCUACCUUCAUGCCACAUGCGACAGGACGUCGGAAUCACACGACCAGCAUGAUGUCGCAAAUACCAGGACAACGCAAAUAUGCCUACGAUGAGCUGACGUUGCCCGAUGCAGGUCUACAGACGGCCAAAGCACGCAUGCAACACGCACCCACACUGCCCCAGCAGCAGCAGCAACCGCCGCUUGCGCCACAAAUGCGCAUACGCAGCCCAAGUUUGCCGAUAAUACGCCACCAGGACUAUGUUAAACGACAGGCGCCACAGCAGCGAAUGGCUGGUGGCAUGCCGCAACAGAAAAUGCCACCACAGGCAACACAGUUAGCGCCAGCGGCGGUAUGCGCCAUUGGCAUUCCUGUGGGUGCACCUAGCAACGCGCCCCAUCGAUCUAACAAUCCAAACAAUCCAGUGAAUCCUGGUUGCCAGGAGGAAGACACCUCGGGCUAUCGCAGCGAUUCGCCGAAGAACCCACACACGCCGGAAAUCUGGUAUAACGAUGCCGCCAGUUUGCAACGCAGCGGCAGUAGCACAACGAAUAGCGGUUUGCUUGGCGCUAAUGGCAGUGGUGUGGAGGUUGGUGCGGUACCCGUUGCUGUUGGUGUGGGCGGCGUUGUUGAGGGAGCCAACGAGUUGGCGAGACGCGCUAAGCAUGCAAUAACAGGUCAACAACUUGCGAAGUGUCAGAAACAACAACAAAUGCAACAGUAUGCAUGCGAUGAAGUGCAACAGCAGCAGCAGCAACAACAACUUAUGAAUUCCACCUACGUUGUGGCGCGUUCAUAUAACAGUGGCAUGGACGACAGUUGCCAGGGCAGCUAUUACAUGACGCCGCUGAGUCCCUCAAAUCUCAGCACACGCGACAUUUCCACAUCCAAUACAUAUCCCAUACAUCCUGGCGAUCAGCACGAGUACUAUAUCAACACAACAACAGCUCAACAGACUCAUGACGAGCGCGAACGUGCUAAGUGGUCUAAUUAUAAUAACAACAAUGAGUACACAGGGAAACCGAUUAACGGUCCGAACUGGUUGAAUCGUGGCCUACACGAGCUGAAGGAAAGCGAAGACGACACACAAUCGAUGCACUCGUCUUACUUACGCGGUCAGAACGCGCCCGUUGAUCCCGUCACUAUGGCCGAACGUAUCGACAAACGACGCAAGGCAGCCGAGUAUCACAAUGCGAUCAAACAACAGCUGCACGAGCGCGAAAUGUUGCGCAAGUGGGAGAUGGAGCGCCACAAGCAAGAGGAAAUGUUGGAAGAGGAGCGUUUGCAUAGACAGAAACAACUGGAGCAGGAACGUUUGGAAUACGAACGGCGACAGCAAAUGGAACGUGAAGCCGUGCAGAAGAAGAAGCAACAAGCCAUGUUGGAUGCGAUUGCAAAGGCAGAAGACGCGGCUAAGCAAGAGAAGCAACGCAAGCGUAAGCAACGUGCCCCGCCAAUGGAGAAGGAGCAACAAAAACAGGAAGCUGAAUCGACACUUGAAACUGCAGAGGCAGUAGAAGCUAAGUUGAUAAAGGCGAAAGGUACCACACGCAAUCGCGCCAAGAGGAGUGUAACAGUUCAACAACGAGAUGACAAAGCCGAGUAUGAAAGGCAGCCUGAUAAAAGAGAGAAAACUGAGCGGACUCACGAAGUACAAAUAAUGCGUCUGCAGAGUGUUGAGGAGCCUGUGAAGCCAUCCGCAACGCCACCUCCUAAAGAAGAGGAAGCUCGAUUGAAUGAAAAUUCAGCAAUGGAAACUAAACCGCAAGCACUUGCUGCAGAUACUAAAAAUGAGGAACGCCUGGAAGAGGAUGAAGAAGAAGAAAAGGUGCUCAUAGGCACACCCAUAAACUUACGACGAAUUAUUAAGAAAAAACCCGGGAACGCCGCCGAAAAUACGAAAGAGCCGAAGAAGCUGCACGUUAAAGCCGACUUGCCGCCCGAGAAUGUCGCUGUUAUCAUGCAGCCAGCCACGCUUAUACCGCUGCCUGUGACGACCGAUAUAUUUGGACUACAAAAUGCUAUCGGGAAUCUACAGAUCGCUACAUAUUGGAUGCAGCAACAGCUCAAACCGAAUACGGCUGCCUCGACGAUGGAUUUUUCCAAAACAACUGGUGAUGGCACACAACGGACGGCAACUUCAAUCUCCACGGAAGACGGCUAUCAGAUGGAGAGUGUGGUUGAAGACGAGCGAAAGAGUGUAGAGGAAAAAGUGGAUGAGAAAAUAGAAGCCAAGUCAAUUAAAAAUAUAGGUGGAAAUUCCAAACCCGAAGAGCUGGCACUCAUCCCACUAGAAGCCGGGACCGCAGUUGCAGGUGAGCAGCACUUAAUCGAACAGCAAGCGCAUCAGGAUGUGGAGACACAAACAGAGUUGCCACUCAAUUGUGAUCUCUGUCUAUUUCAUGACAAUUUCUAUAAAGUGCUACUGAAGCGUGAAGUUUCCACCACAACAACAACGCAGACAUCUAAGACAAAAGAUAAACCAGCCAAAGAGGCGGAUAAAGAUCAAGAAACGACAACUACGACCACAACCACAACGACCACGACGUUUAAGGCGAAGGCCAAAGACAAAGAUAAGGAAAAAGACAAGGACAAGGAUAAAGAUAAAGACAAGGAAAAGGAAAAAGAGAAAGAACGCGAACGCAAUAAGCGUAAUCAGAAGGAUGGUGUGCCACACAAUGCAAGUCUCACCGUAAGUACACACAGUAACCACAAUCACAGUCACAACCACAAAGUGGACGACCGCCCUAAGUGGGGUGUCAAUCGGCCUGUCGUGCAAUAUGUGAAGGCCAGCGAACGCGAUCCUUUCUAUUUGCGCAAUAAGAAGAAGCAUAAUAAUAAUCAUCACGUCAAAGCGCCACGUUCGCAAUCGGUUGAUGCGCGGCUCGAUAGCGCCGCCGCUGACGCUGAAGAUGGUGAGACCGAUCGUGAUGUCGAUAGCGCUGAUGAGCAGGAGAGCUCGUCAAAUGUGGAGGAAGGCUUUUUGUUGAAGGCACGCAAUGUCUGCACGGAAAUUUUACCCAUCAAAACGGAUGAGAAGGGGCGCAUAUUUUUGAAUUUCCGCGAAGCAAGCGCCAUUAUGAAUGAGGAUGAGAUCAAAGAUAAGUUAAGACAGCGUUACUUUAAUUUCGGCCGAAUACUACCACGUCGCAGUUGGGCUUCGGCCACACAGCAGGGUUUGCAAUUUAGAGCAAUGGCUCCGACAGCGGUCGCAGCGCAACCCACAGCACAUUUAGCUGAUGAUUAGCUAACACCUUUUUCGAAGGCAAUUUAUAGUAGAGCAGGGUGUAUGGGUGAAGUUUGGUCAUAACUAGUUAGAAAUAACUACACUACGUUAUAGUUUCUUUUUUAAUUUUUUUUGUAGCAGAGAAAGCAUAAGCGGAAAGUGUUUUUGCCAAGUUGAAAAUCAAGCUACUGCAAAUUGGCGUACCGAUUGUCACAUGCCAUUACUUAAAAAGUCUUCUUAGAAGCACAUUUUCAUUGAUUUUCACUUUUUAUUUAUUUAUUUUUAUUUUCCCUCAAGAUUUUAAUCAUAUGCAUUUUGAGGAAGCCAACUUAUUUUCUCAACGUCUGUCCAAAAAUUCGUAUGUAUACAUAUUAAUCCACACUCGCUUUCAAUAUCUGCCUAAAUCUGAAAGAAACCGUUUUUCUGGUACUAAAUUUGAUGGGUUUUGCUUGCUUUAACCUUCGAUCAACCAAAGAUUUAAUAAUAGUCUUUAUAACAGAAAAUCUGUUAUCUGAUCCCUAUGCCCCUUUUUCGUAGUUUCUAUGUAUAGAAAGUUCGUUGAGGAAUGUAUGAGUUGUGUAAUUUACACACCUUUUCAAGAUUCUACCUCCAUUUGGUGAAAAUAUUACUGAACUUUACUGAGGUUGUAUACGAAAUGCUACUACUAGCUACUGGCGAAAUUCGGGCAAGCUCCUAGCGCAUUUUAUGACUUCCUCUGUUGAAGAACUACGAGUACUGAUACUCAGCUAAAAAAAUUAAUAAAAAAAAUUCCGGUUUUCAGGAAGAAAUUUAUAUUUGAAGACUGACUACAUAUUACUUGUAGCUCAAUGUAUCCGAUUUUAUCGAAAUAAUAUUGUCUUUUGGCUGAUUUUGACAGUCUUUCAUUAUUUAACCAUUAAUUUAUUAAAUAGUUAUGCAAAAUAGAAAUGACUUAUUCCUAGGUCUGAAUAGGUUGCCAUCCUUUCUACCCGAAGCCAUCGUAUUCCAGUGGCGAAUGAAAUUAAGGUUACCAUUAAUGACAUUGGAACUUAUAAAACUUUGUCCUUAGCAAUUAAGGAAAACGAUAAAGAUAUAAGAACUUUGUAUUUGAAUACUCGCAUUUAAACGCUCAUGCACACAUAUAAUCAUACACACAUACUUACAUACCCCUAAUACAAGUAAAAUAAAGUCUUAAAAAAUACUCACACAUCACAAA